Molecule: messenger RNA, 6050 nt
Organism: Pelobates cultripes (western spadefoot toad)
Lineage: Eukaryota; Metazoa; Chordata; Amphibia; Anura; Pelobatidae
Source: the annotation of a GenBank genome assembly
GGCGUCGCCGUACGUGAUGAUAUCACACAAACUCAUCCCUAUUGCUCUUGUGUUCGCCCCCUUCCAGCACCGAACCGAACCGGGACUGUGUCUUACGUCACAACUACGUCAUGGGGGUGAGAAAUGAGGUGGAUUGGGCUCAAAAAGGACAUGUGGGGGUACCUGUAAUGUGUGGAGUUAAUUUAUUUCAAUUUUAGGCACUAGUAAAGGCCCCCUGGAGUUCUAUCGGUAUGCAUGGAAAAUGUGCAGGCUAUUGGGCCAGGUAUCCCAUAUUAAGGAUGUCUGGCCCUGGUAAGCACUCAUAGAGGGCAUUGGGGUAGGUUAGUGAGUGUAGCUUAUUGGGUGCAACUGGAGAAUAAGGAGAGGUAAGUUUUUUUUGGGGGGGGGCAUUUUAGUGACCUCAAAAUAUAGCCCUUAUACAUCAUCUAUUUUUGUUUUGAAGCAUCCAGCUGUGAAAUUGUUGGGAAAGAAAUAGCAGUUAUAACCUAGAAGCUUACUUUAUGCAUUCCAGAAUGCUGUGUUUCUAGUAGAGUUUACAAGGAAACCUCACCAUUCUCCACAUUCUUUGUUGCUCAGAGGAAAUCUGUACGGGCAAAGGAGAAGAAGCAGAAGCGUCAAGAGGAACGGGCAGCUAUGGCUGCAGUCUGUGCCAAGGUGCAGGCAGCCAAUCAGGCAAGUCCCGUUAUGCAUUAAUGUAAUUUAAAUAUUUGUGGGUGCUUGCUGGCCAGUUAGCUUGUCCAGUAGUUUUGGUUUACAAACUUCUCAUCUUCCGUUUUCAUUCUCUCUGUAGCUAGGUGACCCACUUGGGGCAUUUCCGGUCUUCAAAAAGUACGACAGGAAUGGGUGAGUGGGGGAAAGGGAAGACAUUAGAUGAUGACAGGUUAAAAAGAAGAGAAAAAUUAAUUUAUGAGAUGUUAUCGGGGUCCCAGAUUCUGUCAUAUUUCUUUUAUCCCACCCUCAGGUUAAAUCUAACGAUACAGUGCUGUAAGGUAGCAGACUUGGAUGAGAAGACUCUGGAUUGGGCAUUUGAACUCACCAAGAAAAACAUGCAACUGUUGUAAGUGCCCCUGUGGUGCCCUCUUUACCUAAUAUGCCAGCCGUGAGGGCCGGGCACCUUAUCCCUUAUGUGGCCUGCACCAAUGGUGUCAAGCUCACUCUCCCUUUGGCACACAGGCAUCCUGGGAGAACCCAGUCUCUGAUGCCCAUGGAUGUUUCUGUAGGUAUGAGCAAAGCGAGUGGGGAUGGAAGGAGAGGGAGAAGCGAGAGGAGAUGACAGAUGAACGAGCCUGGUACCUUAUUGCCCGAGAUGAGCUUGCUGCCCCUGUCGCCUUUGUGCACUUCAGAUUCGAUGUGGAGUGUGGUGAUGAAGUUCUUUACUGGUGAGUUGGUGAUGAUUAUUACUAGUUGCACUGUAUAAUUGUCAAAAUAUAAUACAUGUGUUUUGGUAUCUGUCUUUCAAACCCUCUGUAUGUAUGUGGUACUACCUUUGUAUCUUGUGCUAUUCUGUAUACCUUAAUUUCUACAGAUUUUGUCUAUAGUAGAAGUAGGCCACUGGACCAGCAAUUGUAGACUUGGGUCACUUCUUUUAAUAGGAUUAUUCACUAAACUGAGAAUUGACCCCCAGCAGCGAUGUUAGGGGUCUGUAUUCCUUAACGUUCCCAGAUGGUUACAGUGCCACUUUAAGUUUCACAAAAUGUAAUAACCUUUUCAAAAAAUGAGAAGUAAAAUACUAAAUUUGAAAUUCUCAUUUAAUUCCUGACCAUUCCUAGUUUACUGAUUCCACUGAAAUUCCACAGCAAGCAGGAGUAUUUCUCUGGUAUUUAGGUGCAUGCUUACCUUCAGCGCCGCUCUCAGCUCCUUCACAUCGGGAUCUUUUCCAAGCUAAUUUUGUGAACGGGGAGUCACUGAUUGGCUGAGACGCACCCCUGCACUUUGCAAUUGUAGACUUCGUUCACUUCUUCUAUUAGGGCUAUCCACUAAAACGAUGAUUCAGAUUGAUUUUCACAUUUAAGGCCAAAGUAGCUGAACUGAAAGCAGAGCUGAAUUAGAGAAUUUUUCUUCUCUGCCUGCAAGGGGAAGAUUCUAAUGUCUGUUGUCAGUGUGCAGUGCAGGCUGACAAUAGACUUAAUUUAUGCAGACACACACUCAGUGAUAGUCGCACACAUUCACUGACAAACACACACACAUAUUUACAAUUAUUAUUUUUAGAUUUAAAUCCACCCAGGCUCCCUACUUCUGGGAUAGCUGGGUUGAUUUUUUUUUUUUUUUUGUAUUUUUUUUUUUGUUGUUUUUGUUACCUGGGGUUCAGUGGGUACCUGGUAAGUGAAGCCGGGAGCCUCACUUCCAGCUCCUGGCAGCACUGUAGAUCGCAUGAGGGAGCUGAGAAGGAAGAGCUCAGGGGAAAGUGCUGCCUCACCACCCGCCUGGAACACACAUAGCUGCCUGCCCCGUGGGGGGCCCAAAGGUGGCCUGUCGGCCAGCUCUUGGGCCCACAUAAAACAAGUCUAACAAUGCAUUAGCCUGGAAAGUGUCGGCCAAGGUAAAUGCCUUGUUAGCCUUGCGGUACAUACAACUCUGAAUUUAUGCGCAAUGUCACAUGUGCUAGGGUUGCAACUAGACUCGGCACACAAUUAGGAUUAACUCAGUAUGUGCAGUGUUUCAAGCUGAAACAUUGUACAUACUGAACCCUACACUGAAGUGGUCAUGGGGCUUGGAGUAACCCUUUAACUGAGCCAGUCUCUAUGCUCUGCUGUGUAAAAUGUAAUAUCUUUAAUUUGAAAAUUAUAUAAAUUUUCUUUGCAUCUUCCUAUUGGCUAAAUUUAUAAAAUGUAAUACAGAUAACUAUAAGCUGUUGUAAAACAUACUUUUAGCUAUCAAUAGAAUGGUUUACUUGUAUCAAAGACUUACAAGAUUAACGAAGAGGAAGUUAACCAAGGAAUGUUAGCCAAACUGAAUAAUAAUUUUCCGUCAGUUCAGCUGUUUUUACUUUCAGUUUAAAACUUCCUGGUAAAUACAUGGGGAUUACCACAGUAGUGCAUAAUCCUGAAUAUGCUUCCCUAAAAUGUACGUGUUAUGAAAUGAUGCCUCAUUAUCUUGGCUUUAUACUUACAAUUAAAGAAAGGAAUGAGUAAAGAAUAAAGCCUUGCUGUGCUAUUGAUGACAGUUCAGUCUCUCUUUUUGGUGGAAUUCGUGAGCUGUGAGCAUUGGUCAAUGUAUGUUAGUACGGAAAGGGUACUUGCACUCUAGUGAUUUUUGUGAAGAGUCGCUGCUCCACUGGCAUCAUGGAUUUAACUCUUAACACUAAGGAACACUUGAAACAAUAACCACUACAGUGGGAUUUAGUGGUUAUGUUACUUAAAGUUCCCUUUUAAGUGCAAAUGUUGUGUACACAUUGAGAAAAGCAAAGUGUCUUGUUGAGUUAACUAAUUAAACCUGCCCUGAAUCAAAUGUUUCAAAUUUGACCAUUUGGCACUUUCCUUCGUUUUGUGUACUAUCCAUACUAAUCAAGCUCAUGUCUUUUCUCUAUCUAUGUUUUCCAUUCCAUAUCAAUUACAUAUGUGAUUACAAUGGCAUAUCAAUUUGAAUCUAAACCUUUCUCUGUCUUGUUCAUUUUCCCCUUACAGUUACGAAGUCCAAUUAGAGGUCCGUGUCCGCAGGAAAGGAGUGGGAAAAUUCCUGGUGCAGAUUCUACAGCUGAUGGCUAAUAGGUGAGCAGACGGAGUAUAGCUGACUUGGUCCUUCAAAGUGGAGUGAGAGACUUAAAAUACAUAUAUUUUAAUUAUUUCAUACCAAUACCAGCAUAUUAGUAGAUUAUACAGAGCAAUCCAAUAGAUUAGGCAAGUGUAUACGUUUUAAAAUAUUUUGGGGUUACUUCUCCAUAAAGGCUUUACUGCCUAGUGCUAUGCUUAUUUUUUUUAUUUUUUUUUUUGCAAAGUUACAUCAUUUAAUCCAGACCAGGCUCACCCUCUGCAUGAGGACAACCAGUCUGUGAAAUCCCCAUAGGAAAGCCAGGGGGCACUAUAGUGUUAGAAUACAGAUUUGUAUUCUUAACUCUAUAGAAUCCCUUUAAUCUCCUCAUUAUAUCAACAAAUGAUUAAAAGUAUCAAAAAAAAAUAUGUAUAUGUUUUUUUGCUUGGAAUGACGGUAUUAAUGUUCAAUUUUCACAUUUCAAGCAAAGUCAAAUUUAAGACUUUUUUAUUUAUAAAGGAAAACUUCAAGCAUCAUAAUUAUUACAGCCUGAUGUAGUGGUUAUAAUAACAUGAAUGCCUGGUGCCCACCCAUUGUAGGUAGUUAAACUGUUUGUUUGACUUCUUACUUGAGGUCUUAGAAUUGCUACUCCCCCUCUCCUCUCUGCAGCCAGGAGAGCGAGAAGUUCCUUCUUAGGAGCUUCUAUUAGCUCUUAUUGGGUAAUUCCUGCAGGGCUAGCUCAUUGACUGUGUCAUCUAAAGCAAGGAGCGGCGUCUGCUAUACUGCAGGUAAGAAGUCAUACAGUUUGACCACUUACUUUGGGAGAAGUCAGGGUCCUCCUGACAGGGUGAUGUAGUGGUUAUGGUGCUUGGCAUGUUCUUUUUUUAAAGGGAAGAUCAGGGAAGUGGUAGUUCCCCGUUUUAAAGCGGUACUGACAUUGUUUAGGGACUUUGCAAAGACCCACGAUGGUGACAUUGCUGCUGGGGAUCUGCUGGCCAGGAGAAGACAGGCAAAGGUGAGUUCUACUUACCUGAACCUGUCUCUUGGGAGGUGCCGCCAUCCUCUUCCAGCGGGCCCUCUUCUGGUCUUGGUGCUACAGAGUAUAGCAUUGAGGUUUAUGGAGCAUCCAGUGGGAUCCUCCAUAGGUAGAACCAAUUCUGUGCAAAUGUCACUGGUGAUUGACACUUAUUGACGGCAGUACCUCUGUCUAGUAUUGAGACAUUUAUGAUUUUGGCUAGAAAUAGAAGUGGGGGGGGGGAAAGGGGAAGUGAAGAGGAAGCAAUUGGAAAAAGAUAAGUAUAGCUUGAUAGUGUCACUUUAAGCCUAAAGCCUGUAUGAGCCAAGUAUAGUCUCAUUAUGUUUAUCUGACCUAAGAAGGCAGCUCUGUCUUCCCUCUGUCACAGACCAGGCCUGGCUCAGUGGCACAAAUAAAGUAAGGAGUUGGGUUUCAGCAGAGUAAAAGUACAAUGUGUAUGGUUGAAAAAUACUGGAAAAUUAUUUAAAAAUGUUGGCAGAAAUUAAUUGAAAAUGGCUUCAAUGAUUGGCUUAAAAUACCCCAUAAAUGUUCCCUUGCAGCUUUUUAGAACAGACAUGGUAGAUCUUUAUCUUCCAUGACUGGCAGGGGGCAGUCUCUACACCAGGUCCCAUGUCUGGAUUUUCCUGGAGACUGGGAUUUGUCAUGCCCUGUUUUAUAGGAAGAUAUUCAUAUCCUUGCCUUUUAAUUGUUUUUAUUAUCUGUUGCUCAAUGAGUUUACACAGAAUUUUUCUAUCCUGCCCUUUUUUCUUUUUAUAGCACACAGAUGAAAAAAGUAGUCCUCACAGUGUUUAAGCACAAUCAUGGUGCUUACCAAUUCUUCAGAGAUGCUUUACAGUAAGUUUGUGGGGGGUGGGGUUCCCUUCAUUGUGCCUUUUUUAUUUUUUUGGCGUUGCCUAUAUCUUCAUACCUCAUGUUUACUGUAACUAUCUCCUAUCACUUAGGUUUGAAAUAGAUGAAACCUCUCCCAGCAUUUCAGGUUGCUGCAGCGAUGAUUGCACAUAUGAAAUUUUAAGUCGCAGGACAAAGUUUGGAGACACAACACACUCGCACUCAGGACAGUGUGCAGGGUGCUGUCACUGAACUUAUUUGCGGGAUGGACCUGUGGAAAGAUUUUGAGGGACACAGCAAUUGUCUUUUUUAUUUUGUUGUUGUUGUGUUGGGGUCCUUUUUUUUGUUUUUGUUUUUUAUUCUUUUUUGUUUUUUUUUAUAGUUUUUAUUUGAAUACUGUGCUGUUGUGCACAUGUGGAAUUCUUACUAUAAAUUCAAUUCUUUUAAUGUUAAAUAAAUUCUUCUUUAAAUCCUAACUUGUCCACAUAUCAUAAGUUUU